AUGACCCGGUCCCUGAGCUACGAAACUGGUGGAAUAUUACCCGACAGGAUUUUUUCACGCUUUCGGUACGAUAAACCUCUUUCACCCGAAGCAUUCAAGGCAGCCCAUAAGAUUAUUGAUAGAUGGUCAGAUGUCCAUGAGCUUGACAAAGAGUUUUCCUUUUUGAAGGUCAAGUAUUACCUGUCGAAUGGAAUCUGCCUAUCUGCUAGUGAGGAGGUGAAUGGUGAUUGGAAGUACAUGUAUGAUACCGAGAAGCAUGCCUCAAAAACUGCAGAGGAAAUAAAAAACCCACUGGAUAUAAUCACCCUUCAGGUGGAUCCCAAAGAACAAGAGGACAAAGUGGUCAUAACCUAG
This is a messenger RNA of Microsporum canis CBS 113480, 354 nucleotides long. RefSeq lists its product as uncharacterized. NCBI's taxonomy places the organism in Eukaryota, Fungi, Ascomycota, Eurotiomycetes, Onygenales, Arthrodermataceae. Bases 1 to 354 code for a protein of 117 amino acids. The record is from RefSeq and is a predicted model, not a curated record. The transcript is spliced from 2 exons.